Botrytis deweyae is the source of this 1227-nucleotide messenger RNA. RefSeq lists its product as uncharacterized. NCBI's taxonomy places the organism in Eukaryota, Fungi, Ascomycota, Leotiomycetes, Helotiales, Sclerotiniaceae. The coding region runs from base 1 to 1227 and encodes 408 amino acids. Gene Ontology annotation, molecular function: 3-beta-hydroxy-Delta5-steroid dehydrogenase (NAD+) activity. The record is from RefSeq and is a predicted model, not a curated record. Gene Ontology annotation, biological process: steroid biosynthetic process. The transcript has a single exon.
AUGCAGAGUCAGGCACUAGGUCAUGUUCUAGUCAUUGGAGGGUGUGGAUUCAUGGGACAUCAUCUUGUCAAAGCUCUUUUGGAUGAUUCAGACGUAGAGCACGUUUCUGUAUUCAGCCGGAGUCCGCGCGAAAACCGUUAUCCUGAAGCAUCGUACUAUGCUGGCGAUAUCACGUCUGUUGAAGAAGUUACCAAUUUGCUCACGGAUAUCCAACCGCGUAUUAUCUUUCAUGCCGCUUCUCCCGAUCCAUACCAAGAUCCACCCAAUCAUCUUUCUUAUCAGAAGGUGAAUGUGGAAGGUACUAAGAACUUGCUCGCAUGCGCCUCUUCCGCACCUUCAGUUGUAGCCCUUGUCUAUACAUCUUCGUUGACCAUAUACAAGUACGAUGUCAACGGUGAAAUCUUUAACGCGGAUGAAUCUCACCCCAUUCUCAACGGCCCAGUUACCAAAUAUAACCCCUACUCCGAAAGCAAGGCUCUUGCAGAUGCACUGGUGUUGGCUGCCAAUAAUCCUUCUUCUAAACCAUGUCAUCUUGCUGGAAAGUGCUCCCACAGUCAUCUUCGAACUGCAUGUAUCCGGAUCUCAGGUAUCUACGGCGAAGGAGACGAGAAUAUGACAAUGCUUGGCCUGCAACUAGCACGCUACGGGUUGUCAUUUCUGCAAUUGGGUGACAACACAACUCUGUUUGAUCCGAUUUAUGUCAGCAAUGCGGUUUUUGGUCAUGUCUUGGCAGCAAAGGCCCUCUUGACGGAGGUAGAGACGGACAUCGCUUACACCAAGGAUAGGGAUGAAGAUAUUGAUGCAGUACCACCUAAACCUCGAAUUUGCGGCGAAGCAUUCAAUAUCACAGACGACCUUCCCUCCCCGUUCUGGUUUUAUAUGCGCAAGUUCUAUACGGCAGCGGGGCAUCCGCCGAAAACAAUAUGGGUCAUUCCUACGUGGAUCUUGUUUAUGCUGGCUUGGCUAACUGAGUACUGGUUCUGGAUUGUGUACCAGGGAAGGAGAAGGCCUAAAAUUUUGAUUCGUUCAAAGCUAGAGUACCUUUGUAUGACCAGAACUUAUCAAGUAAGCAAGGCAAAGCAGAGACUUGGUUGGUACGCCCUUGUCGGUGUCGAUGAGGCUGCUAAGAAUAGCAUGCGCUGGGGGCUUGCAAAACUAGGUGUUGAUGUGAAAAACAUGAGUUCUGUUGGUAAUGAAGUUCAGAAUGGGCGAACGAAGGCUGCCUAG